Messenger RNA from Fusarium graminearum PH-1, 1275 nucleotides. RefSeq lists its product as uncharacterized. NCBI's taxonomy places the organism in Eukaryota, Fungi, Ascomycota, Sordariomycetes, Hypocreales, Nectriaceae. The transcript has a single exon. The coding region runs from base 1 to 1275 and encodes 424 amino acids. The record is from RefSeq and is a predicted model, not a curated record.
AUGACUUCGCAAAACGUCGGAGACAACCUCCUUUCCGCUACGAUCAACGCCGCUAGGCUGACCGGCCAAGGCGUCGAGUCGGCCAGCAGACAGGUCGGCAAGCUAGGCAAGAGGAAGAACUGGAGGAAGCUGGGAAGAAUGCUCAACCAAGUAAACGGUAUGACGGGUGACAAUUCUGGAAGCGAUGGCGAAUACAACGAUUACAACGACAACGACAAUAGCGGAUUCGGGUUUGGGGACGAUUCGGGCGGCUUUCAAGACCAACAGCAAGGACAAUUCCAGCAGAGCUUCGAUUCGUCUUUCUUGGACCAGUCGCAGCAGUCAUUCGACUUGGGUGACAGCCAACAGCAAGCAAUGUUCCAGCAGCCAGCAUACGAACAACAGACGACCUUUGAGUAUUCCGUUCAAUCUGAUCAGCCAGGAUAUGAUAUGUCCACAUUCGAACAGCAGCCUGGGCAAUUCAGUAUCACGACAGAGGUUUCUUACACCACAGCCGAGCCUCAACCUACGUUUGAGCAACAGAGUUACGAGCCUCAGCAGGAUCAAUUUGUCCAACAACCCUACGAGCAGCAAUCUAGUUUCGAGAUUCAGCAACAAACCACAUUCGAGCCAAUGCCAGCCCAAGAUUCUACUGUCAUAGAUCCAUGUCAGCAGGCUCAACCGUUCGAGCCUGUUCCAACUGUACAGCAGAUAGACUGUCCGCCGCCAGUAUUACCACAAGAGACUUAUGUGCAGCCCACACCCCAACCAAUGUAUCAACCGGAGCUGCAGCAAACAUACUCUACUCAGCAGUACACCUACGAUCCGACGCAGGCACCCCAAAUGACCCAGCAGCAGGUGACUGUCACUUACCAAGUACCCACCUACGCCACCGAACCAGCACAACCCUUCAUCCUUCAGUCUCAAGCAGCAGAACCAGUCUACCCGAUCUACAUCCCGAAUAACCAACCUGAAAUUAUCACUAGCGAUGCACACCUCGUUGAAGUGCCGGGUACUGAUGACACAACUCUCAUUCUAAACAGUGGAUAUGGAGGCAACGACAUCCUCGCCGGCACAAGCCUGGCCGCAGAACAAAAUACUCUGGCAACCCAAGUGCCGCAAGACCCCGUGGUCAAUGUUACUAUGCAGCAGUCGCAGUCACCUGUAGUGGAAACUACUUAUUCGCCGGCGCCGGCGGUUCAACCUACCGCUGGAAAGACGGAAACAGUCGUGUCGGUUGAUGCUGUGCCAGUGGACAACUUCAACACGGCCGAGAGGUGCAAUCAGUUAAUUUGA